Ochotona princeps (American pika) is the source of this 4957-nucleotide messenger RNA. It is a transcript of the gene WDR97, whose product is annotated as WD repeat domain 97. Bases 22 to 4902 code for a protein of 1626 amino acids. NCBI's taxonomy places the organism in Eukaryota, Metazoa, Chordata, Mammalia, Lagomorpha, Ochotonidae. The record is from RefSeq and is a predicted model, not a curated record. Gene Ontology annotation, molecular function: protein binding. The transcript has 22 exons.
CGUGGGCUGUUGGCCCCCGAGAUGGAGGGGGCAGCGCCGGACCCCGCACGGGACAGCCAGCUUGCGGAGGAGGACCUGUACGACGCGGAGGCCUGCGAUGUGCCAGACCCUGGGCUGCUCUCCGAGGAGGACGAGCUGCGCCUCUCGGGACCCCCGCCCGCCACGCACUCCUUGGCCGGCAGCCGGAGGUGGCGCAGCCUCUCGGUGCACGCCCGUGCCCGCCAGCUGUGGCUCCUCCUGCGCGCAGGCCUCCAUGACCUCGUGGAAAAGGAGAAGCGAGCAGAGCUGCGGGUUGCGCGCCUGACACACGGCCUGGAGCCCCUGCGCCGCCUGGAGGUCCCUGCUGGGCUCCGCUCCGUGGCACUAGACCUGGCGGCCGGACGCUUCGUGGUGCUGGACGGUGAGGGCUACCUGCACCUGCACCGAAAGGAUGGCUGGGCGCAGGGCAAGCUGCUGGUCCCCGUGGCCCUGACGGGGCUGGCUGCUGUGCUGGGCCCGCUGGGUGCCGUAGGCCGCUUUGUGGGCUGGGGCCCCGCAGGACUGGCCAUCUUGCGGGCUGACCUCAGCCUGCUGUGGGCCAGUGAGCCUGGGGUAGGCAAGCCACUGGGCUGUGAGAUCACCUGUUGCUUGCCGGUGCCUGACCUGGGGCUGCUGCUCGUGGUGGAGGAGGCUGGCCGCCUGGCGUUGUGGCGAUUCCGCUCGGGGGGUCGCCGUCUGGUGCCGUGGGGGUUGCCCCUGCAGCUGCCGGCCAGCCUAGAGGGGACACUGAAGCGCCUAGCUCUGUGGCCGGUGCCCCCUCACGGCAUCCCACGCUGCCUGGUGGCCUGUGGCUCUGCAGUCCUCACCUUGGACCUGCAGAACUGGGCUCUUGUGGAUGUGCGCCGGGAUCUGCACAAAACCACUGUAUCGGACCUGGCGUACUGCGAGGAGGCAGAGGCCUUGGUGACUGCAUCCCGCGACACCACGGUGAAGGUGUGGGAGGCCGACUGGCAGAUCCGGAUGGUGUUUGUGGGCCACACAGGCCCGGUCACAGCGAUGGCUGUGCUCCCCGGCACCACGCAUGUGGUGUCAGCCUCGCAGGAUGGAACGCUGCGCACCUGGGACCUGCAGGCGGCGGCACAAGUGGGCCAGGUGUCGCUGUGCUACUGGUGCCAGGACGCACUGUCGGCUCGCGUGAGCCGCUUGCUGGCCCCUGCUGGCCCGGGCUGGCCAAUGCUCUCACUGAGCACCAGUGGCUUGGGGCUCUGGUCCCUGCGUGAGCUCCACUCACCGCUGGCACAGCUGCCGGCGCCCGUGCUGCACCUGCAGGUGGCACCCACGCUGCCCAUGCCCAUGCACCCAUCACUGCCGCCGCGCCUGGUGUGCGCCUGCGCUGAUGGCUCCGUGUACCUGCUGUCGGCUGCGACAGGGCGCCUGGUGAGUGCAUUGUUGCUGGAGCCCGAGGACUGCGUGGCAGCAGUGGCUUACUGCCUGCCGCGGGAGGCGCUAUGGCUGCUGACGCAAACAGGGCACCUGGUGCACGCCAAUGCGGCAAGCUGCCCCAUGCGCGUGCUGUACCGCCUGCCCCCACCACCACCCUCAGAGCCGCAGCCCUGCUGCCUGCACCUCUAUAGCCACCUCACAGACGCCGCCACGGCCUUCGCCUCCUGGGAGCUCGUGCGCCAGCACAGGGGCGAGCUGCACCACAGCGUGGCGGCCCAGACCCGAAAGAGCAAGAACCGGUUUCUGCCUGUGCUGGGCCACACGGAUGGGUUCUUGUCAGUCUUGGAUGCACUCACGUCCCAGACGGUCUUCCACACUGAGGCGCACAGCCCAGGCCCGGUCAUGGCCAUUGCGUCCACCUGGAGCAGCAUCGUGUCUUCCGGCGGAGACCUCACGGUGAAGAUGUGGCGUGUCUUCCCCUACGCUGAGGACAGUCUGAGCCUGUUACGCACCUUCUCCUGCUCCCAGCCAGCCCCAUGGCUCUGUGCACUGGGCAAGCGCAUCACAGUGGGCUUUGAGGACCCCGGCAGUGCCACCUAUGGCCUGGUGCAGUUUGGCCUAGGCAAGAGCCCACGCUGGGACCACCGGCCCCAGGACGACCCCUCAGAUCACAUCACCGGCCUGUCCUGCUGCCCUGCGCUCAAGCUGUACGCCUGCUCCAGCCUGGACUGCACAGUCCGCAUCUGGACCGCCAACAACCGCCUGCUGCGGCUCCUGCAGCUGAGUGGGGCCCCUCAGGCCCUGGCCUUCUGCAGCAACAGUGGCGAUCUGGUGCUGGCGCUGGGUUCGCGCCUCUGCCUGGUGACGCACAAGCUCUACCUGCCUACCUCCUACCUGGUCAAGGGACUGUGUCAGAAGGCCCCCGAUGUCAUGCAUGAUGCCCCACUGCCGCUGACCCCCAAGGAGCUGCCGCCAGCAGCCCAGCUGCAGAGGCUGGUCACUCUGCGUGGGGCGGCCAGCCUCAGUGCGGCCCUGCCCUUGGCCCAUCACCAGACGACAGAGCCUCAGGAGCUGGUGCUGACGGAGGAUCUGGACGCCCUGGCGGCCCGGAACCGAGACCUUCAGCAGCUGGGGCUGGGGCUGGUGGUCCCGGAGGCCCCGCCCCAGCUGUCCUGGCGGCAGCGGCAGGAGGCCUUCAGCCAGUACCUCUGUACCAUUGGCAGUGCGGGCCUGCUGGUGGCUGAUCCUGAGUCUGGAAGGGAGUCCCAGCAGUGGAGCAGCCUGGAGCAAGACCCUGGGGACCCCUUGAAGCUGCUCGGUGCUAGGGGGCAGAGAGUGGUGCCCAGGGCUCAGGUCCCACAGGGCAUGGACACCCAGGUCAAGCGCUUCGCUCGCCCACCCCGUGUCGCCCUGCCCCUCCGGCCUUCCCACCAGCAGGUGCACAGCAAGGCGUCCCAGCUUCUAGCCCGUUCCUCCCUGAGCUAUGAGCUGGGCCUGGGCAUGGACACAGUGCUGUCCUCAGAUCAGCUCCACUGGGAGAUGGCCACAGUCCGGGGCCGGAGCUCGCUGUCCUACCUGCAGCACCGGAUCCCCCUGUUGCUGAAGCGACGGCCGAGGGAGCCCCUGUCCAAGCUCCGGGGCUUCUUUCCUGCCACCAUACACAAGGGCCGCCUGCCACCCAUCAGCUUCCCGGGCUGUGUGCCCAACUCGGUGCUGCUGCAACAGCUGUGGCUGCCGGCAGAGGUCGGCCACCUGGGGUCCCUGGCUCAGCUCAGGUCCCGUGCACGCAGGAGACGCAAGGCAAGGGGCAAGAAGCAGGGGUGCAGGGUGGGCUCUGCCACCCCCAGGGCCUCAUGGGUGCCUCCCUGUAGCAGCCGCGUGAGAGCUACGACGAGUGGCUGCGGCGCACCCGGCGGUCCAGCACCAACUGGAAGAGGAAGUGGAUGCAGUGGCUGCGGGGGAAGACGGUGUCCAAGGACGAGGAGGAGGAGUGGUGGCAGGGUGGGCGGGCACAGCGCCAGGACGUGGAGCCGUCGGCUGCCCUGUCCACCGCCCCGCCCUCUCCAGAGCACCGUGAACCUGAGGCUGCAGCGCCCGAAGGCCGCCAAGACCAAGGGCCGCGCCAAGCCCCGCCACCUGCGCGCAGGCUGGCAGGAGCCCUACACGCACCUCCCCAGGUUCCUGCACUUCUUUGUCAGCCAGAACUGGUUCAAGAAGCUGUUCCCCACCUUCACCCUGCAGGCCUAUCCUGAGAGCCACACAGUGGAGGGCCUGGCCCUGCUGCUGCUGUGCCAGCUGACCGAGUCCUCCUGGGCUGACCGCACGCUCAUCCUGCACGCCCUGCUGCGGCUGCUGCCGGACCUGGGUGGUGACGUCCACCGGCGGCUGCAGGACCUCGUCCUGCAGCUGCUAAACCUGGAAGAGCCGCCUAACUUCCAGGACCCUGUCCAGAAGCAGUUUGUGCUGCUGGCCCUGCAGUCACUGCUGGCCUGCUCGCUGGAGAGCCAUGACGUGGUGCUGGAGCUCAUGUCCUAUGUCCUCUACUCCCCGGAGUCCUGCUGGCCAGAACUCAAGAGGCUGAUGGACGGGCUGGGCCUGCAGGACCCACAGGGCUUCCUGUUUAAGGAGAUGCUGACCUGGGCCCAGGGGGCCCAGCUCACCUCCAAGGCCACACUGCGCAAAGUCUGCUACCAGAAGCUGGAGGGCAUGGUGCAGCAGCUGCAGCAGACAAGAGCCACGCGGCCAGCAACCAGGUCUCGGCUCUGUCUGCUUGCCCUUCCGCCCAAAGAGGUCCCAGCGGCAAAGACGAAGACCCCGAGGGCGCCGGCGCAGAGUGUCCUGGAGCCGCCCUUGCAGGCGGAGGAGCCGUCCGCUGGGCUGCAGCUGACACUGGCGCCAUCCCGCUCCUUGGGGACCAAGCGCACGCUCUCGGAUACGCUGCAGAGCUUCUGCGGGACGUCCGGGGCUAGACCGUACUUGCUCGGGCCCGCAUCUGCCACGCCGCUGCCACUGCCGCCGCUGGAGAGGACGCAGUGGUCACGCACGCAAGUGCUGGACCUGGGCUGCGUCGACGCCCUCAACUACUUCUGUGAGCAGCAGCGGGCCAAUCAGCUCAUCCUGCUAUGGGAAGAGGCGCAGCGCCGGCGCUCUCCCGCGCCCAACGCGGUGGGACGGCAGCCGCGCGACCUCAGGCUCUGCCCCAUCCUGCGCCUCCAGGAGGUGCGGGCUCCGAGUCCCCAGAAGAUGCUGCGGGGCAAGUGCGGGCGGGGCUGGGGCCUCCCGGCAGCAUCCACCCACCCCGCAGGCCGCGCCCUGGACAGCUCCCUGCGGGCGCUCAAGCUGCCCUUGCCGCGCGUGGAGCUGCAGCCCUUCCCUGCGGGCUGGCCCCAGCCCGCACGCCCGCGCUGCCCACUGCCGCUGCGGCCACUCCUGCAGCGCUACUUCGUGCCAGAGCACGCAGACCCUGACAGCUGGCGCUGACCCCUUCCCCGCGCCCCCGCCCGCUGGAACGUGUCUGGAAUAAAGUCCCUGGGCC